Molecule: messenger RNA, 2055 nt
Organism: Gossypium raimondii (Peruvian cotton)
Lineage: Eukaryota; Viridiplantae; Streptophyta; Magnoliopsida; Malvales; Malvaceae
Product: F-box protein At1g80960
Exons: 4
Coding region: 182-1714 (510 amino acids)
Molecular function (GO): protein binding
Source: RefSeq, a predicted model, not a curated record
CUUUUAAACCCUAAAAAAUAACACUUCUCCAGCCACCCCAACAAUGUGCCGCAGCUCUUCAUUUGCUCCUCCACCAUUCUAGUCCUCUCCCAUUUCCGACCAUGAAACGACGAAGCGAGGUCGCUUUCCGACGAAUCUCACGACGGGUUGAAAAAGCGAUAUAUCUAAGUUCCAUCCAAGUAUGAUUCUUCAUCAAAGCUCUCGCAAGGAAUCAAAUUGCGAAACAAUGGCGACGGAUGAUUUCAUCAGUGACCUUCCCGACGAAGUUUUGGCUACGAUUAUAUCAGGCUUACCAGCCAUUGAAGCAAUAAGAACAACUAUUUUAUCAAAACGAUUGAAGGACGUAUGGAGGAAUGUUUCCCGUUUAGAUUUCGAUCCAAAAGGAGUGAAGAAAUUAUUUCCUGCUCCAAAUCAACUCAGAUCUACGGUGCCAGUAAUACAGUUUGGAUCCAAUGUUUGCCAUGCCGAGGGUGAUGAUAUUGAUGAUACUGAUCCGAGGGAAGAGAUUUCCCGAGUUGUUAAGAAUAUCGAUAAUGUAUUGUUAUCUCAUGAACGUAACUUGAUUAGUUGCAGAAUCGUUCAUCUCUCAAAUAGUUACACAAGCGGUGAUGUUGAGAAGUGGAUUAAAUAUCUUACAUCCGAGAAGGAAGUGCAAGAAUUGGCUUUCCUUUGCGAUGAUUUUCAGCAUGAGUUUUAUCUAGUAAGCCAUUUUGGAUGGGGUCUGAAUUUAUCGUCUGGGAUUUUUUCAUGUAGAACUCUGCAAUCGCUUGAGUUCACAAAUUACGGUAUCCGAUUCCAUCGCCCUUUUCACCAUUGCCAUAACCUCAAAACCUUGAAACUCUAUUACUGUGAUAUUAGCAGUGAAACCCUUGAAGCAAUCGUUUCUAGCUUUGAUUUUAUGCAACACCUGAGCGUUUGUUCUUCCACCUCCAGUUUAAAACAGGUUCGGAUCUUUAGCCAAACGGUUAAGACUGUGGAGCUGGAAUCAUUGGAUUUGGAGGGGAUUUAUUUAUCUACCCAAUCUCUUGGUGCUUUGGUGCUUCAUUCUAUGAAAUUUCCGGCCAGACGUUUGGUUAUCCAUGCUCCAAAUCUUAGGGUUUUUACUGCAACUUACAAUUUCACCCGUCCUUCAAAACAGACCAAGAUUGCUGAAAUUCUAGAGUAUUGCACUCAUCUCUUGACACCUGUUAAUUAUGAAGCUAAUGAUCCAAUGGAAGACCUGAAUCUGUUUAUGAAUUUGAGGGAGCUAACCAUUGAUUUAGACUUGAACGAUAGAAGGGAAAUGUUGAUCCUCUGUAUCGUUCUACAACGCUGCCUUAGUCUACACCAACUUGAAAUCAACAUAGAGGAAAGUAGAAGUGAAAUAGAGGAAGCAACCAGGGAUUAUAGUAGUGUAAACAGCCGACUGCCAUAUCCAGAGACAAAGCUAUGGGAGCAAAGGGAGCUGUGCGAUUGUAUUACAUUCACACUAAGACAAGUAUCCAUUAAGGGAUUCAGCGGGAAAGAUGGGGAAAUGGAAUUCCCAAGGCAUCUGAUUACAAAAGGUGCCAAGUUGGAGAGAUUAGAGAUUUGGUGCAACCAUGACUGGUCCAGUGAUGGAGGUAAGGCAACUCUUGGUUUACUUUCACUGCCUAGAUCUUCCAUUGAUGUCUCCAUUCUUCUUAAACCGCCACCCAAUUUGUUGGUAGUUUUGGAAGAUGGGUCUCAACCCUAGAAUAGGUUUUUUUUUUUUUCCCUUUAUGUCAAGGAUUUUCGGAUUAGUUAAGGAUUUUGCAUGGGAUGGGGCAUGUAUCAUUGGUUUUUCAAAGAUGAUUUUGUGUGUGAUUUUAUGUUUAUAUAUGGUUGGAAGGACAUGCUCCAGUUGGAAAAUUAGUUUUAAUGGGAUGAUAGCAAGCUUUACUCUUGUACUUUAACAAAAUUGUGAAUGUCCUAUUUGUAUUUGUUGGGUUUGACACUUGUAUUUUUGUUUUGUCGUGUUGAAUAUUGGCAUAUGGACUAUUGAAAUAGUGCCAUGUGGACCAAGAGAAAAAAAAUUAAAUAAAUAGAAUUCAAGAA